UAAAUUGGGGGGGGGCGGGGAGAUCAGAAGUUAACAGCAUUUCAGAACAGAUCAGUACUCUGGCAUCUAAUACUGGACUUUGGUUUCAUUUAAUGUUUUUUUUUAUUUUAAUUAUAACUGUUUCUUUGAACUAAUUCUAAAUCAGUGUUUGCUUUUUUUUUUUUUAAAUGGGAAAAGCAGAUGACAGAAACCCCCUUUUCAGUAAGACUUUUCCAUAUAAGGAAACUGACUUUGAAGUGUCAGUGAAGGCUGGGCUCUGUCCCUCCAGGGCUCCUCCUCUGUGGGUGUAGUGGCCAUUUGAUCAUCCAUUAGAGAACACCCUGCUAUCUCUCCCUUUCAAAAUAAAUCAUUUUUGGAAAUUGCAUCUUUAGAGCACUGUAUUGAUUAGCCUCCUUGCCAAGAUCCUUUUGUUGUGAGAUGUUUGCCCAAGGAGCCGUGACAGAAUAGAGCGUUAAACCUCAGCUGUUGUGAGAGAGAAAGGCUUUAAGUGGUGGUACUGAAGUCCUUGCAGAGAAAGGAAGAAUCAAAUUACACCCAUUGUUUGUGAGUCUUUGAAGGCUGUUUAUCGAAAGGGCCAGUAUCUCAUUAUCUCUCCCAGUCCCAGCUGAAAAGAGUUGGCUACCUGUCUGAGUUACCCUGAAAAAGUUCUUUUUAGGCAGAAUGAAUGAAAGUGCUGUUACCAAAGUCUCCCUGUACCAUUAAACACCGUUAAGCAUCAGGAGGCGAAAUCUAACAUUCAGCCUGAUUUGGUCAGCGUAGCCUUUGCGUGGCUAAGAGUUGCACCUGCGGACUAAGGCAGCGGCUCAGUGAAUAAAGCGCUCGCUGUAAAAUCAUGAGGACAGGAGUUUGAUGCUUCCCCAAAGCAGAUGUGGUAGUGUGCCUCGGCAGUCCCAACGUAACCUGCUUCAGAAAAGGACAGAGACAAGAGAGUCCCCCAGAGCUCCUGGGCCACCUAAGUUGGCAUGAGCAGCCGUGAACAACAAGAAUCCCUGCCUCGAACAUGAUAGAACACAAGAAGUUAAAACCCAAGGUCAUCCUCUGACCUCUCCACACAUGCUGUGCCACGUGUAUGCCCUCACUCACACAUAUAAUACACAUAUGCAUACAGACAUGUGUGUAAACACACACACACUUUUUUUUUUUUUAGAAAAAGUCACUUACCUAUUAUGAUGUUGUAGAAUUUAUUGUAAUUUUCAAACCUGGAUUAUUUUAUUUAUGUUAUCUCUUUUUUUGGAAACAGUUUCCUGUCUCUAAAGGUAUUAGAUACUGGCUUAAGUUUUAAAUACACCAAUUGAAACAAAUAGCCACCAAAGCAAACCAAAGUAAAAAUAAGAAAAAAGAAAGAAAAAAGAAAAAAAAAAGGGAAAGAAUCCCAGCAUCUCUUUUCAUGCUGAUACUCAAGGAAAUAGUAGAUUUUUGAAUGAAAAUUUGGGUAAUAAGAAAUUACAUUAAUAAAAACGAAGACUUUAAAAGUCAAAGCUAUAAAACUGAGAAGGACUUCACCUCUGAAUCUUGGAGGAUGAUGUUGAACUGACAUGGGAGGGGAUGGUGCUUUGACAGCCCCAAGGGCUCCCUGGAUGCCCUGCCUUCUCUGUCUGCGUCUGUGUAAACAGACAAGCCAGCCGAGAAAGGGCCCUUUUCAACAUAAAGGCCCUUUUCAACAUAAGAGUAGCUAAGGGGCAGCGAACACUUAGGUCCACAGACAGAGAACUCCAGGGCUGGCAGGGUGGCUGCUCCCACCCCUCUGCAAGAGCUCCAUGCCUCGUCACUAUGGUGUGGACUUGAAAUCUCAGGAGGCAGUUGUGUGGGUGUAGCGAGCUGGAGAACGGUGGAUGCCGGGCAGCAGUGGGGGGGGGGGCGUCUAGAAAAGCUACGUACUUCAGGGCCUGGAAGAUGAGAGCUGUGUUCACUUGCUUCAAGCCCUGGGCUUCUCUAGACAGCUGGACCAGGCAGCGCGACCUCUGCUUUCCAUUGUGUUCUUCAGAAUGAGACAGUUGUCAGUGACAUCCACAGGUUUAUAGUCCAGCUGGGAGCCCUAUAGAUAGCCAUAAGAGCAGAGAAAACAUUCUGAUUCUCUAAAUCACCUCUGUUUUCUAUAUUUAGACUUCAGCUUUUUUUUUCUUGUCUGGCUUUAUGAAAAGCAGACAGUCUCUUUAACCUCAGCUAGGAGCGUGCAAAGCAUAUUGGUUUCCAGACUCAAAAGCAGUCAGUUCUAUUUUGAAUGGGGGACAGUUUUGAAAGAAUAUCAAUUGCUUGGUGUCACUCUGUUCCUUGAUGUGGCCACUUUAAUUAUCCAGUGUAGAAGGAAUCCCAGUUGUGUCUGCAGAAAAAUAUUUAACAUUUUUUAAAAUUGCAUCACAAAUAAAAUAAUACUGUUUUGUGUCAGAAUCAAUAAGAUACUUAGAUUCAAUAACCUCACAUUUAUGACCCCAACUUAGUUGUUUUCUGGUUUUCUUUUUUUUUUAAAUGAAUUUCAGUGAGAAAAUAUAUUUUGAAAAAAAAAUCCAGUGAUCAGAUUUUUAAUUUUAUCAUUUUCUUAUCUAUAGUGGUUGAAUACUAAUUGUUACUUCUAUAAAAUGAUACCAUUAAUGAACAAUUACAAACAUACUAAAGUUAAAAAAAAUAAUGAUUAUAUUCUGAGAAUUUCAUGUGUUCACUGUACGUAAGUCAGACUUUGAUUGCCAGUGAUUUCAGGUUUCAGUGUUUGCGUAAACAAUAGAGAAAUAGCAGGAUGCCCUCAGAGCAGUGGAUAAAACCAAGUCCUUGUUAACAAAUAGAUGAGUUCAUGUGAAAGAGACAUGUUCUCUGGGACACUGAGCACCAACAGUUCCCAAAAUGGCCUUGGGCAUGGCACACGGGACACACUUUAGAGCCAUGUUCUUCAGUGGCUACCUUAGAUACCAAAAUUUUCCAAAUCCCAAUCCAAAAGCAAUAUUAAUGCCUGUGCGAUGCCAAUAUUGUCCUCUUUGGCAUGUGGGCGGCAAAUCCACGGGUAUGUUCACUGUAUUGUCUAGUGAGCCUAACAGGUAUAGUGCAUCUAAUAUGUAUAGCUUUGACACAGACGCUGACUACAGUUGAUUCCCACCAUUUUAUAUUCGCUAUCAAAUUUACCUAUUCUCUAACGUUUAUUAUUAGAAAACCUUCAUACUCCAGGAGAGAAUGGGUGUUAUGAAUUUUGUAUCCCUGAAGAAUAGGACUUUGCAUCCCAAGUCUAUUGCAGUGUGAUGUUUAAUAACUAAAUAAAACGGUUGGCUUGUGCGCUGGACUGUACCCUUGCCUGUAAUGAGGCACAGUGUAGAGGCUUCAGUUUAUCAGUAGUUUGUCUCUUCCUUAGUAGAGGCACUGGUUGGGUUGGAAGGCAGACCAUGAAUAGACAUAGUUUAUACCCAUCCUCCUAUUAGUUAACAUAUAGUGUGAGAUUGGACCUUGGCGGGUGGGUCCAAUCCACAGGAGGUGAGAGACAGGCCAUGGAGACAGAACUUACAUAGGGAGUUUUAUUGAAUUUCACCCGAUCAUUUUUAGUUGAACUUCAAAACUAUUCCUCCUACCCCCACUGUCUGGAGUUGUACACUAUACAGGGGCAGACCUGGUGGCAGUAGGAUCCCGCUUGAGUUAGGGCUAUUUAAUACUAAAGGAAGUAGCAAAGCAAUACUUUAAAACCCAAGAGCUGGUCCUCACAUCAAAGGAUGAAAUUAAUGUUCCUUGAUUAUGUAAAGAAAACUACGAUUUGAUCUAAAGUUUCCACUCAGAUUAUUUGAAAUUAACUUUAAAAAACUUUAAAAAAAAAAAAACCUUAUUCACCAUAUUAUAAAAGUUCAAGUAAAAUUUGACUUUUGUUUGCUUGGAGGCCAACAAAGACUGCGUUUAUUCAAGUGUUCCAGUUUGCUUUCUGUACUGUGAUAAGAUUUAAAAAAAAAAAAAAAAGGCACUCUGAUCAAACCAAAAGAAACUUAGGGAAGGAAGCAAAGGGCUUAUUUGCCUUACAGUUCCAAUUCCCAGUCCAUCCUUGAAGGAAGUCAGGACAGGAACUCAAACAGGAACUUGCAGCAGAUACCAUAGAGACGGCUGCCUGCCUGCGGAUGGACGCACUGGCGGGCUCAUGCUUAGCUGGCUUUCUUAUGCAGCCCGGCGCCAUCUGCCUAGGGGAUGACACCGCCUACUCGAUUAGCAACCAAGACAGCCCCCAACAGAGAUGCCAGCAGGCCAGUCUGGUCUGGGGGAUUCACCCACCCAGGUUCUCCCUCUCAAAGGACUCCAGCUGAAUCAAGCUGACAGAUGGAAUUAACCAGGACAGAUGGCUAAUGCACCAACCAUGUGUUUCCUGCGCUACCACAUUAGCGUGUGCAUAUCGGAUAUUUGUUAGGAUUAGAAGUGAGCGCUUCUCCUGUUACUUUUAAAAUUAUUUUCUUCAUAUUUUCUUUUAGUGCGUACUAUUAGGGCCAUGAGAGAAGCCUGGUGAAAUGCCAAGCAACCCUUCAUACCACUCUUGUGUGUCCUAUGUUUGUGGAGAUGUGAAAUGUCUUGAGUUGUGUGGGCAUCCAUUUCAGGAAAUAGCAUUGCCCGUUCGGAGAUGGUUAUUGAAACUUGGAAUGGUUCUAGGUCGCUUUUCACAUGAAUAGUUCUUCCAGGAAAGCAUGAAUAGACUAUGUAUCCACAGAUGAUACAGUGCUCGCUUCCUAACUGUCUCUCUGGAAAAUGUCUACUCCCUCUUCUCCAACCCCCUCUCUUCAAACAGACUAAAGAAGAGAGAGAGAUUUCUGAGAAAGUUGUAUUUUUACAGCAAGGAAGUUCAGCAUUCCUUGAGUCUCAGGUAAAAAGCAAACACGGAUUAUUUGCGUAGAGGAAACCUUCUUCAGCCUUCGCUGUCCCUGAAGUCUCUGGUUUUCACUUCUUUAGUUUCUCUUGUUUAAUGCUAAGGUGGGUACGUAUGUAACUUUGCUUAGACUUUGGGAGAGGGAAUUUGCUUAGUAUGUUAGUGAUCAGUUACGUAUUGCUCAUAACUUCUACAUGAUAAAAAUUACCAUUGAGGCUCUGGGUCUAUCUGUGAUAAUCUUCUGAAAUUCCCCCCCACUGCCAGUUUUCAUCUAGAGACUGCUACUAUUUUUAAUGCCUUUGACUGAUUUUGAAUACUCUGAACUUAUAUUGGUUUUCUUGCUAGCCAAGUGUGGUUAAGAAAAUGCACGAAGGCGUCUCUGCUGAUUCUGUGGCCACUUCUCAUCAGAUAAUUUUCCAGAAAACUGUCCCGUCGACCCUAGAGGGUACAGAGGAUUGGGUUAUUGUAGACAAAAUACCCACUGAGGUAGUUGAUGGUGAUUCGAAAAAGAUUGUGACUUACAAGGUGGUUACCGUGACCAGUAAAACUGGUGAGAUCCCAGCCGACUUGCUAAAGUCUAGUAUGGUUGACAUGCACGGCUUCGAUGACUUGACCAGAGACAUGCAUCUUAAGGACGAGACCAAGCAGAAGAUGUACACGCUAGGGAAAUCCUACGACACGGUCUCUGGGAGAAUUGUUACCAUGACGGGGAAAGCUAAAGAGGGGGAGAAAGCCGCACAGACCUCCUUGCUGGAAGGCCUGCGGAAGACGGAGAGAGGCGCCGCAGAGGCUGCGAAGGUUGCUCCCUUGCUGGUGGAAUAUGAGGUCCUGGAAUCCUUGACUGAAGAGAAAUCCAGAAGGGGACCCGAGGUCCACACCCCGAAGCGGAGAUUGUCAGAGUCCCUGGCGCCCAUCAAGGAAGCUGAAUCUCGCCGGCAGAGCCCUGAGGAAGAUGACACCCAGAAGGCUCCAACGCUGGGAGAGGAUGCGCCCGCCCAGCCCCGGUUCAGCAAACCGCAGCAGGUCCCCGAAUGUGAGGUGCUGAAGGUAGGGCCCUUUGGCCCACGCAGGAAGAGCCUGUCUGAGUGGCGGUACUCCCAGGAACCGGCCUUUACUGUGGCUACUGCUCACUACGUCACCGAGUCCUCUGCAUCCCAAGUGGUGGUAACCAGUGGCUCUCGUUCAGUCGCACCUUAAGAUUCCAGCAUGACGAUUUUUUUCAAACAGCGCCCUUCCGCCCUGAACCUUUCCCGUUCCUCUUGCCGCUUGACUUUAUGUUGGGAGCAGCGAACCCAGCUUUUCUCCUCUAUGAUUAAAUCAAUAUUGCAGUCUAAAGUCAGCAUUAAAACACUUUUCCCAUUUUAUUUCUAGCUGCCCAUUCCCAAGAUGCCGUGAUAACGCUGCUGUGGCUUGCAAUAAAGGGGCGGGGCGGGGGGGGCGGGGCUGGAAAAAUGACCGGCUUAAAUCGGCACCACCCUAAACGUAAUAUCUCGGCUGUAGCUCACGAGGGCUCGUGGUCACCUAGUUUGCUAUGUUAUGCCUCCAUUGUUUUCUGUUUCCAAGCUCUCUACGUGGACUCCUCCUUCAUUCCUCCUUCCUUUUUUCCCCUCUGCCUCCAGUCUUGUCUAGCAAGCCGCAAACACGUGAGCCCGAGGCGCCUCUCUCGUGCUUGACUCUUCCUCUCUUUG
This is a messenger RNA of Alexandromys fortis (reed vole), 6501 nucleotides long. RefSeq lists its product as uncharacterized. The record is from RefSeq and is a predicted model, not a curated record. Bases 5177 to 6010 code for a protein of 277 amino acids. The transcript has 2 exons. Lineage: Eukaryota; Metazoa; Chordata; Mammalia; Rodentia; Cricetidae.